Elaeis guineensis (African oil palm) is the source of this 1192-nucleotide messenger RNA. RefSeq lists its product as uncharacterized. Gene Ontology annotation, molecular function: protein kinase activity; receptor serine/threonine kinase binding; ATP binding. Lineage: Eukaryota; Viridiplantae; Streptophyta; Magnoliopsida; Arecales; Arecaceae. The record is from RefSeq and is a predicted model, not a curated record. Gene Ontology annotation, biological process: protein phosphorylation.
CUGAUGGCAACCGUCUUCGCUGCGUUCGUAAGACGAGCGCGCCAUGGGAGAAGCAACGGCAGAGUUCUACCCACGUGGAAGAUGAUGUCUUUCUAUCCGUUGGAUAUUACAGAGUCCACCAUCCUGAGUGGGCUCACGGAGUACAACCUUAUCGGGAGUGGCGGGGGUGGAAAAGUAUACCGAAUUGUGCUCGAGAACCACGUCGCACAGAUCGUGGCCGUUAAAAAGAUCUGGAACAGUAGGAAGCUUGAUUCCCUACUGCAGAAGGAGUUCCAAUCCGAGGUCCAAAUCCUAGGUUCAAUCCGUCAUGCUAGUAUUGUUAAACUACUUUGCUGCCUCUGGAGAGUCGAUACGAAACUGCUGGUGUACGAGUACAUGGAGAGCGGGAGCCUGGAUCGGUGGCUUCACAAGAAGUGGAGAGUGGGGGAGCAAAUCGAAGAGAUGAACUCUGAUCACAUGUCUUUACUAGAUUGGUCCACCAGGUUGCGGAUUGCUGUCGAUGUGGCACGAGGAUUAUGCUACAUGAACCACGGUUCCUCCCCGCCUAUCGUGCACCGAGAUGUGAAGUCGAGUAACAUAUUAUUAGACUCCGAAUUUAGAGCCAAAGUCGCUGAUUUCGGUCUGGCCAGAAUGCUCGUCAAGCUUGGAGAGGCCAGCACGGCGUCGGCUGUGGCGGGAACAUUCGGUUACAUGGCUCCCGAAUGCGCAUACUCGAGAAAAAUAGAUGAGAAGAUGGAUGUAUAUAGCUUUGGAGUGAUUCUUUUGGAGCUGAUCACCGGAAAGAAAGCAAACGAAGAUGGAGAAUAUGGUAAUCUAGCAGAGUGGGGUUGGCGCUGCUUAUAGAAGGCUGAUAAAAUGAUUGAUGCUAUAGAUCAGGACAUCAAGGAUCCAAAAUAUGUAGAGAAGAUCGUAUUUGUCUUUAAAUUAGGAGUCAUGUGUACGAGCCCAUUGCCUUCGUCAAGACCUACAAGGAAGGAUGUACUCCAAAUCUUACUACAAUAUUGACAUUGACAAGCUGUUGCAGAUGAUACUAUGGUAUGAAUGAAAACAUGACACUAGAGCUCCUGCCACUACAGCGGGUUGUGAGAACAGUUUUCUUGUACGCUGACAGGGCAAUGUGUAAUGAAAGCAUGCACGAUAAGGCAACUUUUUUAAGGGUUUGUAUAUGAGCACGUUAUUCUCCAUGCCAAUU